This is a messenger RNA of Oryzias latipes (Japanese medaka), 5707 nucleotides long. Lineage: Eukaryota; Metazoa; Chordata; Actinopteri; Beloniformes; Adrianichthyidae. The record is from RefSeq and is a predicted model, not a curated record.
AUGGCAAUACAAGCAUGGGCACUAUCUCAUAUUAUGUGAAUGUUGGAAACACUUAGUGUGCAUGAGAGUGAGAAUGAAUGAAAAUGUGCUGUAGUUAGUGUACAGGGCAGCGGUUACAGCUGUGUGUCUCAGAUUUCCUCUGUAUUUUAUGUGUGUGUUGUGUCUUGAAUCGUUGAUACUAACCGCACAUGACAUGACCUGAGACACACACAUGUACAGCACACAUGCAGCCAUCCUUGAGCCCCGUAGCUUUUGUCUGCUCAUUAAAAAUCACUCGUGCACAGCCUUCUGCUCUGGAUCUGCAUGCUUAGAACAUGCUGCUUUGCUUUUAGUGUCUCUUUUGGUGCUGUUGUCUGUCUGGUUUGUUUUGGGUCUCUUUUUGGUCAAAGCAAAUGUAAAUGUGCAUUUGCAUGUGGGCUACUAUUUGCAUUCUUUUUUUUAUGCAUGGCAAUGCCUGAAGUUGGGAUGUAAGCAUUUUUUUUUUUUUAUAACAGCUUGCAUGAAAUGUGCACAUUUACUGUGAGAUAAAAAGGAUUUUAUCUGAAAUUUUUUUUUUUUUUUUAACAUUUUGCAUCUAUUCAUUAUUUACUAUAUUGGAACACAUGACGAAUGCAGAGAAAAAACUGCACUAAUUCACGUACACCCUUUACCUUUUGUGAACUUAGCCUUUUCUUGGGUUCCACCCUCACCUUGAGUGUCUGCCCAGCAAAAACAAACAUAUUCAUUUAUGGUUUUUUUAAGCAAAAAAUAAAAAAGCACAUUCUUGUUUUUCUGGAGAGUAUUUCAAUACAUGAAAACUACUUUGAUUAUUUAAAAUACAUUUUAACAUCAAAUACACCACAAUAAAAACAAAUUCUUCUUAGGUCUGUGUAAUUCAAUGUUAUUUAUUUGCUUUAGUUAAUAUUUAUUCUUGAUAGAUAAAUAUAGGAUUUAACUGUCAAAAACCAUAAAAAUCUGGAACUUUAAUUGUAAAUGCAUUAAAGAAAAAUGAAAACUAGUUUGAAUGUUUUAGCUCUUUUAUUUCAUGAAAUUGGAUAGGGAUCAUUUUAUAGAUUCUUUCAGGAAGGUGUUGCCUGUUGCUGUUAUUUAAUUCUCUAUGUGUGACUGGGAUUCCAUGCUUUGUGUUGUUGUUGUUUUUUUUUAAAGCUGCCAUAUGAAUGAGUAGAUCAGCUGGUAAAAAGUGGGAGCAGAAUGCAUCCCCCUGUUUGCUAUCAUUUUUCUUUCUUUUUUUUAAGUUUAAAUCAUUGCUUUCACUUAACUGCAGUGUUCUGUCGGCCUUUGUGUGCACCUUUUCUUUUUUUCUUCUUCUUCUUUUCUGCUUAUAUUUUGGACAUGUUUCAAUUGUGUCCAAACCGGUCCUGCGUGUUCCUCCUCUCUGUUUUCUCUCUUGUCUCUGUGCUGACUGGCCCAGGUCUCCCCUUGCCCAUGGAUGCCGCUCCACCCACAACAGUCCAGUGCACUCAGCCUGCAGCUCCCAGAGACUGUCCCAGAACUUCUCUGUCUCUGUUCCUACACUCAUCUUCACUGGCCGGUAUUUGGUGAGGAUCUGCCCUCUUCCUCUGGCCCAUCUACCCCUUUCAGAGCCCUUCCCACCUCCUCUUCCUCUCCUCCCCCUUUCUCUCCCUCCAAGCCAUGCAGCCGCCAGUCCUCAUCAUCAGACACAGACCUCAGUUUGACGCCUAAGACGGAGAUGACCCAGUCACCAAGACUCAGGCCUGGGAUCUUCCUCUGCCCCAGCUCCCCCAUCCUCUCUACAGACACUCUGUCCCUCCCUGGUUCUGGCACAUUGGGCUAUGGUCAUUACUCUGGCCUCAGAGCAACCACCCCGCCCCCUCUCGCUUCUACCCACUCAGACUCUGCCUUGCUGAGAAAGAGUGUGUCCUUCACUGAGGACCUGCUCCUGGCAGCAUCCGGGAUGGGCAGCGGCAGCAUGGGGAAGGACGCAGGACCCCUGAAGACCCUACUCAGACAGCAGACGCAGACAGCUCUGGAGCAGAGGGGAGCGUCUUCCUCAGGGUUAUUGUUAAACGCCAGGGAGUUCCCCUUCUUCACCCUGACAUCUUUCCCCUCUGGUUUUCUGCUUCAUGUCGGCGGAGUGGUCAGCGCCCGCUCUGUUAAACUACUGGACCGCAUUCAUAACCCCGCCUUGGGUAACACGCGCUCAUACAAACUGCUAGACUGGAAUAGUGUCACUGCAGAUGAGCCAGAGACACGUGAUGCAUGGUGGGAGGAAAUUCGCCAGGAGAUCAAAUCUCAUGCCAAAGCCCUUGGCUGCCAUGCUGUUGUAGGAUACAGUGAAAGCACGAGCAUAUGUGAAGAAGUGUGCAUUUUAUCGGCCUCUGGCACAGCAGCCAUCUUGAAUCCUCGGUACAUGCGGGAGGGCUGCCUUGACCUUGGAGGCAGCGACCAGAGGUUUGAGGAUCCAUCUCCUUCCAGCUGUGGCUUCUGUCACAUCCCAUACGAUGAGCUCAACAUGCCAUUUCCUGCCCAGCUCACGUACUGCUUCCAUUGCAGAAGGCAAAAGGUUCCUGAUGUGCUGUUUACAACAAUUGACCUGCCAUCAGAUGCAGCUAUUGCAGGAAAAGGCUGCUUUAUUCAAGCCCGGCUGUGUCGCUUGAAGAAGAAAGGUCAGGGAGAAGCAAAUGCAACAGCCAUCUCCAACCAGCUGCCUUUCAUGGAAUAUGAACUACACACUCAGCUGAUGAACAAACUCAAGCUGCGGAGCAUGAACGCUCUGUUCGGUCUGAGCAUUCAGAUCAGCGUCGGCGAGAACAUGCUCCUGGGUUUAGCUUCUGCUACAGGAGUUUACCUGACAGCUUUGCCUGCACCAGGAGGCAUCCAGAUCGCCGGGAAAACCCCAGGCGACCUGAACACCGAGCAGCAUAUUUUAAAUAUCCAGAAAAGGAUCAAUGACACCAUUGCCAAGAACAAAGAGUUCUAUGAAGUGAACCCCCCAAAGUUAUUUGCCCUGGACCCUGAGGUGUUCUGCGGCACAAAUGUGGAUCUAACUGAGGAGGUGGUAGGUUCUCCGAUUCCUGAGCCGAGGCUUCGAUCCAGACUAUUCCGCUCCCACUCAGAAAGCUCUGAUGAACUCUCGGAACUAGAUCUGUCCCAUGGCAAAAAGGAUGCCUUUGUCCUGGAGGUUGAUGAUACUGAUGCUGUUGAAGACAUCCAGUCCCUCCUUACUGAUGCUUCUCCCCCUAAAGGAUUUUACAGUUGCAAUACUGAGACCAUGCCUGGGAUUUAUAAUUGGACUUCGGCGUUACAGAUGUUUACAUCGGUGAGGGUCCUUAGGUUGAGCAAUGCCAAUCUAUCUAACCAAGCCUUAAACAAGGUCUUCACUGACCUUUGUGAGAAUCUGCUAAAGAGUUUCUACUUUAAGCUGCGCUCCAUGAUUCCCUGCUGUCUUUCUCAUCUCGUCUUCUCCGUCGCUGUGCCAGAAGAAGAUCUCAUCCAGGUUGCUGUUACAGCAGUUGCCAUGACAUUUGACAAGGAUCAGACGCAGGACAAGCCGGCUGAGAAGCCCAUCACCAAAGGUUGCAGUGAGGCUGAAGACCAGCUGCAGUUUUCCCUGGAGCUGUGUACAGAUUCGUCAUCCAUCAACUCUCAGUCUUCCUCAAAAAACUCAGGUGUUCCAGAAAGUUCUCAUUUGUCUACCAGAGCUGCCUCCGUUGAUUACGGUUCCUUUGCAGACAGAUGCAGCACCUGGCUAGAGCUGCUUAGGCUGAAAGCUCACACCAUAAGACGAGGAUCAGUUAAGACAAGUAGGAGGACACAGUCUCUAGCACACUCUGUCUCAUCCUUGGAGCACUCCAGUCCACUCACUGACGGGCGUUCGCGUUCGCUUCGCUCCAGCCGCUCGUUUGGUGGCAGCUCCGUGUCGGUGGUGAAGAUGACACCGCUCUCCUUUCUACCCGGCACGCGGAUCGUCAAAUACGUCGGGAUUAUCAACAUGUUUUUUAUCCGAGAGACCACAUCUUUGCGAGAGGAGGGCGGAGUCAGUGGUUUCCUCCAUUCAUUUGUGGCAGAAGUGUUUGCGAUGGUUCGAGCUCACGUCGCGGCUCUGGGUGGGAACGCUGUGGUCUCCUACAGCAUGAAAGACUGUGUUUUAAUGGAGAAUCCAAACAAGAACCAGUGUCAGUGUCUCAUAAAUGUGAGUGGGGAUGCAGUGAUCUACAUCAGGGAAACGGACCAGGAAGUCACCGGUUCUACAGCAAAUAUUAGACUGAGUUGUACUAGCUCAGCUGAUGGAGCCACAUGACAGUGAAACGGUGGAGAAACUCUCGAGCCAACCCUUCCAAAUCAAAGUCAUUUUUUGCCUUAAAAUGCAAAAGAGUGUCUCCAAAGCUUUAGAAACCUUGUGAUGACUGAUGCAAACUCAUGCAGACUGAAUUCUCAUUAAGGAGCGGCACGCCUCUGUUUUUGAAGACUCUGGGAGCCUCUUAAACCCUUUUGGUUUAAACCAGCCAAAGAACCACUGCUAAUGUGAAGUUAUUGUUGUUUUAUUGAACUACUCUCUUCCAAACAGAAUGGAUCUCCUACUGUUCAAAUAUUGGCUAUCUUUUUUAUGUGUGGACUGGGAUCACCCCAGACAGCAGUUUGUCCAUUUACACAUAAGAUUAGAUUUAAUGCCACAUGUAAAGGGACAGCCAAGUAAUCAAAUUACAUCUGCCAAGACAAGUAUUUAUUUUUAUAUAGUGUUGCUUAAGAAGAAUUCCUCCUUAAAUUGUCACUUGAUCAAAUGAUUCCAUUCAUCUCUAUGACACUUGGUCCAAUUUGUUGUUUAAAGUGAUGGUGUCCUGUUUUUUUUUUUUUUUUUUUAGCUGAAACUUGAUGGAUUUUAUUGGGAAAUGAGCUUCCUUAUUAUUGGCACAGUAUUUCUCAUCGUCUAGUGAUGGUGUUGCAGAUUCAUACUUUUUUUUAACUUUGGCAACUUUAAAAUAAAAAGACAGACUGCAGCCAUGAACAUAAAUUGUAACAAAAUAUGAUUUUUCUUUUCCAUUUCAAAAGUAUGUUGACAUGUAACUUUGUUACUAAAAAAAUAACUAUUUUGCCCUCAUGCUAAAAUAAAAAACUAGUUGCAUAAUCACUGUUUCAUAUAAAUUCAGAUUAUUUAAUAUAGUGAGUGGUUGGGUAGAAUUUCAAAUAGGGGUUUGUUUUAUUGGAGAAACCAGUCCAAUUUCAUGGAUGAAGAUUGGGAUGUUAUUUAAACUGUUAAGUUUGGAGUUUGGUACUAAAACAGCUUUUUGCUUGCUCUGCAUUUCCCAAAUGAUCCUUCCUCCAAACCUCAAUGCUGUUGCUUUGGUACUUGUGUUCAUCUUAAGAGUCUUGCUGCUGUUGUCUUCAUCUCCAAUGUCCUGCACUGUAACAAAGAUCUUUUUUGUGUGUCUGUGCCAUCUAAAAUAGGGUGUAAAUGUUCUCCAAGACCAGAUUUGAGUAUUUUUGUAGCAUACUGUUACAGAAUCCUACUGCUUGUUUAGCCUGUACAUAAAAAUUCUAAAUAAAUGGGAUUUAAUUCAGUGUCUAAUUUAGUGGUACUUUUUCUGUUUAUGUGAUCAUCUAAAAUUGCUUUGCUAUGCUGGUAUCUAAAACUUGAAUGUAAAUAUUUGCAUUAUUUUUUUUUCGAUAGCAGCACGCUACUUCUUACUGCCAUUACUGUAUGCUUGCCUAAAUAAUUGCACAAUAAACCCAAUUUAAACCAAGUGCA